Acomys russatus (golden spiny mouse) is the source of this 2779-nucleotide messenger RNA. It is a transcript of the gene Fgfr2, whose product is annotated as fibroblast growth factor receptor 2. Gene Ontology annotation, molecular function: fibroblast growth factor binding; ATP binding; fibroblast growth factor receptor activity. Bases 133 to 2658 code for a protein of 841 amino acids. The transcript has 17 exons. Gene Ontology annotation, biological process: multicellular organism development; positive regulation of cell population proliferation; fibroblast growth factor receptor signaling pathway. Gene Ontology annotation, cellular component: membrane; signaling receptor complex. The record is from RefSeq and is a predicted model, not a curated record. Lineage: Eukaryota; Metazoa; Chordata; Mammalia; Rodentia; Muridae.
CAGCAGCGGCGGCGGCAGCAGCAGCAGCAGCAAGCAGCCUGAGCACAGCCACUGCCACAGUGCCCUGGCUCCUGAGCCCCCUGUGGGCCGAAGGCAUUGCAGGUAGCCCAUGGUCCUAGAGGAGGUGUGCAGAUGGGAUUACCGUCCACAUGGAGAUACGGAAGAGGACCAGGGAUUGGCACCGUGACCAUGGUCAGCUGGGGGCGCUUUAUCUGCCUGGUCUUGGUCACCAUGGCAACCUUGUCCCUGGCCCGGCCCUCCUUCAGUUUAGUUGAGGAUACCACUUUAGAACCAGAAGAGACACCAACCAAAUACCAAAUCUCCCAACCAGAAGCAUACGUGGUCGCCCCCGGGGAGUCGCUAGAGUUGCACUGCAUGUUGAAAGAUGCCGCCAUGAUCAGUUGGACUAAGGAUGGGGUGCACUUGGGGCCCAACAAUAGGACAGUGCUUAUUGGGGAGUACUUGCAGAUAAAAGGUGCCACAUCUAGAGACUCCGGCCUCUAUGCUUGUACUGCAGCUAGGACGGUAGACAGUGAGACUUGGUACUUCAUGGUGAAUGUCACAGAUGCCAUCUCAUCUGGAGAUGAUGAGGACGACACAGAUAGCUCCGAAGACUUUGUCAGUGAGAACAGGAACAACCAGAGAGCGCCGUACUGGACCAACACAGAAAAGAUGGAGAAACGUCUGCACGCCGUCCCUGCGGCCAACACUGUGAAGUUCCGCUGUCCAGCUGGGGGGAACCCAACCCCCACAAUGAGGUGGCUAAAAAACGGGAAGGAAUUUAAACAGGAGCACCGCAUUGGAGGCUACAAGGUACGAAACCAGCACUGGAGCCUUAUUAUGGAGAGUGUGGUCCCGUCGGACAAAGGCAAUUACACCUGCCUCGUGGAGAAUGAGUACGGCUCUAUCAACCACACGUACCACCUUGAUGUUGUUGAGCGAUCACCGCACCGGCCCAUCCUCCAAGCUGGACUGCCUGCAAAUGCCUCCACGGUGGUUGGAGGGGAUGUGGAGUUCGUCUGCAAAGUUUACAGUGACGCCCAGCCCCACAUCCAGUGGAUCAAGCACGUUGAAAAGAAUGGCAGUAAAUACGGGCCUGAUGGGCUGCCCUACCUGAAGGUCCUGAAGCACUCGGGGAUAAAUAGCUCCAAUGCAGAAGUGCUGGCUCUGUUCAAUGUGACGGAGAUGGAUGCUGGGGAGUAUAUAUGUAAGGUCUCCAAUUAUAUAGGGCAGGCCAACCAGUCUGCCUGGCUCACUGUCCUGCCCAAACAGCAAGCACCUGUGAGAGAGAAGGAGAUCACAGCCUCCCCAGAUUACCUGGAGAUAGCUAUUUACUGCAUAGGGGUCUUCUUAAUCGCCUGCAUGGUGGUGACAGUCAUCUUUUGCCGAAUGAAGACCACGACCAAGAAGCCAGACUUCAGCAGCCAGCCAGCUGUGCACAAGCUGACCAAGCGCAUCCCCCUGCGGAGACAGGUAACAGUUUCGGCCGAGUCCAGCUCCUCCAUGAACUCCAACACCCCACUGGUGAGGAUAACAACACGUCUGUCCUCAACGGCAGACACCCCGAUGCUAGCAGGGGUCUCCGAGUACGAGUUGCCAGAGGAUCCCAAGUGGGAAUUCCCCAGAGAUAAGCUGACGCUGGGCAAGCCCCUGGGGGAAGGUUGCUUCGGGCAAGUAGUCAUGGCCGAAGCAGUGGGAAUCGAUAAGGACAAGCUCAAGGAGGCGGUCACCGUGGCAGUGAAGAUGUUGAAAGAUGACGCCACGGAGAAGGACCUUUCCGAUCUGGUGUCAGAGAUGGAGAUGAUGAAGAUGAUUGGCAAACAUAAGAACAUCAUCAACCUCCUGGGAGCCUGCACCCAGGAUGGGCCUCUCUACGUCAUAGUUGAAUACGCAUCGAAAGGCAACCUUCGGGAAUACCUCCGAGCCCGGAGGCCGCCUGGCAUGGAGUACUCCUACGACAUUAACCGAGUUCCUGAGGAGCAGAUGACCUUUAAGGACUUGGUGUCCUGCACCUACCAGCUAGCUAGAGGCAUGGAGUACUUGGCUUCCCAGAAAUGUAUCCAUCGAGAUUUGGCAGCCAGAAACGUGUUGGUAACGGAAAACAAUGUGAUGAAGAUAGCAGACUUUGGCCUAGCCAGGGAUAUCAACAACAUUGACUAUUACAAAAAGACCACAAAUGGGCGGCUUCCAGUCAAGUGGAUGGCUCCUGAAGCCCUAUUUGAUAGAGUUUAUACUCAUCAGAGUGAUGUCUGGUCCUUCGGGGUGUUAAUGUGGGAGAUCUUCACUUUAGGGGGCUCCCCCUACCCAGGGAUUCCCGUGGAGGAACUUUUUAAGCUGCUCAAGGAGGGACACAGGAUGGACAAGCCUGCCAACUGCACCAAUGAGCUGUAUAUGAUGAUGAGGGACUGUUGGCAUGCUGUACCCUCUCAGAGACCCACGUUCAAGCAGUUGGUCGAAGACUUGGAUCGAAUUCUAACUCUCACCACCAAUGAGGAAUACUUGGAUCUCACCCAGCCUCUCGAACAGUAUUCACCUAGUUACCCCGACACAAGGAGUUCUUGUUCUUCAGGGGACGAUUCUGUGUUUUCUCCAGACCCUAUGCCUUAUGAACCCUGCCUGCCUCAGUAUCCACAUAAAAAUGGCAGUGUUAAAACAUGAGCGAAACGUGUCUUCCUGUCCCCAAACGGGACAACACCAGGAACCUAUUUACACUGAGCAGAGAGGCUGUGCCUCCAGAGCGUGUGAUGCGCCUCCACUUGUAUAUAUGGAUCAGAGGAGU